UAGGUUUCCCAAUAAGACACUUUUUCCCAGUUGCCAAACAUGUGCGGGAAAAUCUUUCCAUGCCCGAAAGGAAUCCAAUUUGGAACCAACAAACAAUUUUGCACUCCGCCGGCACAAGCACUUGCGACCCUUCAUUGCCUCCUAUAUUUAAACCCCUCCCUCCACUUUCACUCCCACAAUAGCAAAACCCUAGCAAUAUUCAGAGCAUUUCUCUACAACAAUACACUCAACAAUGUCUCUCUGCUUUUCCCAAUACGUUUCGAUCAGAUUCUCUGAACUGAAUCAUCGUAAGAGUUUCAGCUCGUUGGGUUCUUCGGUGAGGGAUUAUAGGGUAUUCGCAGUUGCAUCGACUGCAAAUGAGGCCUGGAAUUACAUACCGGCAGCUCCGAUACUUGUGCCCGAAGGGCCGUGGAAGCAGAUACCAGGUGGAGUUACCGCUGCAAAGGGAUUCAAAGCUGCAGGAAUGUAUGGUGGGUUGCGUGCCAAAGGAGAGAAGCCAGAUCUAGCACUUGUUACAUGUGAUGUAGAUUCCAUUGCUGCAGGAGCCUUUACAACAAAUGUGGUUGCAGCUGCACCAGUAAUAUACUGCAAAAAAGCACUGGACGCUUCACCUACGGCACGUGCAGUGUUAAUAAACGCUGGUCAAGCGAAUGCAGCAACGGGCGAUGCUGGUUACCAGGAUGUGAUAGAAUGUUCAAGUGCCCUUGCAAAGAUACUCCAACUGAAGGCAGAGGAAGUGUUGAUUGAAUCCACUGGUGUAAUUGGUCAAAGAAUAAAGAAGGAGGCUCUUCUCAGCUCACUUCCAAAACUAGUUAAUUUGCUGUCAUCAACUAUUGAGGGGGCAGAUUCUGCAGCAGUGGCGAUUACAACCACUGACCUCGUAAGCAAGAGUGUGGCAAUUGAGUCUGAGGUUGGAGGGACUCGGAUAAGAAUUGGUGGAAUGGCAAAAGGUUCUGGGAUGAUCCACCCAAAUAUGGCUACAAUGCUUGGUGUUAUAACAACUGAUGCCCUGGUUACAAACAAUGUUUGGAAAAAGAUGGUGCAGGUUGCUGUUAACCGAAGUUUUAAUCAAAUUACAGUAAGUAGCAUUGGUUUCAAUGGUUUAUCUGUUUCAGAUCCUGGACAUAACUGCUAAAGUGCCUAGUGGCCAC
Messenger RNA from Camellia sinensis, 1151 nucleotides. NCBI's taxonomy places the organism in Eukaryota, Viridiplantae, Streptophyta, Magnoliopsida, Ericales, Theaceae. The record is from RefSeq and is a predicted model, not a curated record.